AUGUCUAAGACGAGAACUCGGAAGAGAGCGAUCCUCAUAUGGCCACUCACUAACACAAGUCCAGGAGCGGGCACUGGUGGUAUCGCAACAGCAGCCCGGUUGGCGAAAGCCGGGUUUUCUGUAACCGUGUUGGAGAAGAACACGUUUACCGGUGGACGAUGCAGCUUGAUAUUCCACGAGGGUCACCGUUUCGACCAAGGGCCGUCUCUCCUGCUGCUGCCCAAGCUCUUCCGGGAAGCAUUCCGCGACCUGGACACGUCGCUGGAAGCGGAAGGGGUGGAACUGCUCCGCUGCCCGACUAAUUACAAGGUAUGGUUCGCGGACGGCGAGAGUUUCGAGCUAUCGACGGACCUCGCGCGCAUGAAGGCCCAGAUCGAGCGGUGGGAAGGCAAAGACGGGUUCCACAGGUAUCUCGACUGGCUGCGCGAGGCGCACCAGCACUACGAGCUCAGCGUCAGCGAGGUGCUGCGCAGGAACUUCACGAGUUUCUGGAACCUGAUCGUCCCGCACUUCGUGCUCACGGGCCUGAAGCUGCACCCUCUGCACAGGGUCUGGGAUCGCGCCCGGAAGUACUUCUGGUCCGAGAGGCUCAGGCGCGUCUUCACGUUCGCGACCAUGUACAUGGGUAUGUCGCCGUUCGACGCCCCGGCUACCUACUCGCUGCUCCAGUACACGGAGCUCGCCGAGGGUAUCUGGUACCCGCGCGGAGGCUUCCAUGCCGUCCUAGCGGCGCUCGUGAGGGUCGGCGAGAGGCUGGGGGUUGAGUAUCGACUGAACACGCCCGUCCAGCAAGUUCUUGUGAGCUCCGACGGGAAAACGGCGCGCGGAGUGCAGUUGGAAACAGGUGAGAUCCUAGAGGCGGACGUGGUGGUCGUUAAUGCCGACCUCGUCUACGCUUAUUCGAAUUUAUUCCCUCAGACACCGAAGGUACAAAGCUACGGCAAGUCCCUUAGGAAGAAAGAUGGCUCAUGCAGCUCGAUAUCGUUUUACUGGAGUCUAGAUAGAACUGUCCCAGAGCUACAGACGCAUAAUAUCUUCCUUGCGGACGAGUAUAGGGAAUCGUUCGACGCCAUCUUUGACCGGCAAUCGCUCCCUGAGGAACCCAGCUUCUACGUCAACGUGCCCAGCCGAAUAGAUACCAGUGCGGCCCCAGAGGGUCGAGACUCGGUGGUCGUACUCGUGCCCGUCGGACACCUACCGGAAUCGAAGGGUUUCGCGGAACCGCAGAGCGCGGGCCUGCCCCGAGAUCAGGACUGGCAGGUCCUAGUGGACCGGGCGCGGCGGGCCGUGCUAUCGACGGUAUCCGCGCGCACGGGAUGCGAGCCCCUCGACAAAUUCAUCACGCACGAGAUCAUCAACGACCCGGCCGCGUGGGAAGACAAGUUCAACCUAGACAAGGGGUCGAUCCUAGGUCUGGGCCACGGGUUCUUCAAUGUGUUGGCGUUCCGGCCCGGGACGCGCGCGAAGGGGCUAGCGAACGCGUACUUCGUAGGUGCUAGCACGCACCCGGGUACCGGGGUUCCGAUCGCACUGGCCGGCGCCAAGAUCACGGCCGAGCAGAUUCUAGACGAUCUACAGGUAGCGGUCCCGUGGCGGGAAAAUGCCGUCGUAGAUAUGGAUAUGGACCGGGGUGUACCACAGAACGACAAGACGAACCCGCUGGAUAGGAUACAACCGGGUGUGUCACAAACUCCGGUGUUACAGAUGGUAUUGUAUUUUUACAUUUUGCUGUCGAUAAUGUGGAUGUUGUGGUACUGGAACCCCGUAGGGAGAUUCUUACUGGUUUGA
This is a messenger RNA of Daldinia caldariorum, 1788 nucleotides long. Its product is annotated as phytoene desaturase. Gene Ontology annotation, molecular function: oxidoreductase activity. The coding region runs from base 1 to 1788 and encodes 595 amino acids. Gene Ontology annotation, biological process: carotenoid biosynthetic process. The transcript has 2 exons. The record is from RefSeq and is a predicted model, not a curated record. NCBI's taxonomy places the organism in Eukaryota, Fungi, Ascomycota, Sordariomycetes, Xylariales, Hypoxylaceae.